Molecule: messenger RNA, 891 nt
Organism: Eremothecium cymbalariae DBVPG#7215
Lineage: Eukaryota; Fungi; Ascomycota; Saccharomycetes; Saccharomycetales; Saccharomycetaceae
Product: pyridoxal 5'-phosphate synthase subunit PdxS
Exons: 1
Coding region: 1-891 (296 amino acids)
Biological process (GO): pyridoxal 5'-phosphate biosynthetic process; amino acid metabolic process; pyridoxine biosynthetic process
Molecular function (GO): amine-lyase activity
Source: RefSeq, a predicted model, not a curated record
AUGUCUGCGGAAUACAAGUUAAAGGUCGGUUUAGCACAGAUGCUGAAAGGUGGUGUUAUCAUGGAUGUGGUCACUCCAGAGCAGGCAAAGGUUGCGGAAAGAGCAGGUGCUUGCGCCGUUAUGGCGUUGGAGCGUAUUCCAGCGGACAUGAGAAAAUGUGGGGAAGUUUGCAGGAUGUCUGAUCCCCAGAUGAUCAAGGAUAUUAUGGAUAGUGUUUCGAUUCCUGUGAUGGCUAAGGUGAGAAUUGGCCACACCGUUGAGGCGGUGAUCUUGCAGGAAUUGGGUGUAGACUACAUCGACGAAAGUGAGGUGUUGACACCAGCUGAUAUGUCGGAUCACAUCAAAAAGAACGAUUAUAAGGUUCCUUUUGUUUGUGGUGCGAAAACCCUUGGUGAAGCGUUGAGGAGAAUUAACGAGGGUGCUGCAUUUAUACGUUCCAAGGGUGAAGCUGGAACAGGAGAUGUCAGCGAGGCGGUGAAACACAUCAAAUCGAUUUACUCUCAGAUUGCUUGGUGCAAGGAGAAUCUUGUAACUAAGGAAGAUUUUGAAAACCAUGCCAAGGAGUUGCGUGUUCCAGUUAGCUUGCUAGAACAGACUGUUGAAUUGGGCAAAUUGCCUGUGGUUACCUUUGCUGCAGGUGGUGUGGCUACACCAGCUGAUGCUGCUUUGUUAAUGCAAUUGGGUUGCGAAGGUAUUUUCGUUGGAUCUGGAAUCUUUAAGUCCUCAAACCCAGAGAAAUUGGCCCGUGCUAUUGUCCAGGCUACUACGCACUAUGCUUCUCCAGCUAAGCUACUAGAGGUAUCUCGUGACUUGGGAGUUGCCAUGCCAGGCACUACCAUUGCUUCAAUUACGAAGGAGAAUGGUACAAGAUUAUCCGAAAUUGGUUGGUAA